UAAAGUUUGAGGGUUGACAGUGUUCACAACCACAUUGAUUUAAACCUUGUAAUGUUAGCAACUUUGAGGACCUUUGUCAAAAUAACAAAGAAUAACUCUGCGAAAUCUUCACAGUUAAGUUUUGUGCGGUUCGCAAUGUUGGCCGCCACAUUGUUUUUUACUUUGUGAUAUUAGCAACUUCAAGAGCUUUUGUCAAAAUAACAAAAUAGAACUCUGCGGAAUCUACACGGCUAAAGUUUGGAGGUUGACAGUGUUCACAACCACAUUGAUUAAUACCUUGUGAUUUUAGCAACUUUGAGAGAGCCUUUGUCAAAAUCACAAAAGAGAACUCUUAACUACAAAUUUUAAGUUGAUUUACAAUGUUUGCAGGUGUUACAAGGGUAAAUAAUCCAAUAAUAGGUUUUUGUUUUAACCUUUUCACCGCCAAAGACGGAAAAUCACGUCAGCGGAAAGUCGUACCACUGACGCCACGACAUUUGCUCCUAUUAGAAAACCAUACAUUUGGUUUAUUGCUUGGCGUCUGGUCUGAGUCACGUCGAAUUACUUCGCUGCUUGGCGUUGAAACGGUUAAGACAUAUUAAAUAUACUAGCUGUUGCCCGCGACUUCGUACGCGUGGAUUUGUAUGUUGGUGGUUAUAUAUUUUAAAUGAGCAUAGAACAUUAUGCAGCAAAAGAUAUCAGUAGGGACGGUAAAUCAUUUGUUAAUAAUUAUACAGCGCAUGAAAUUUGUCUUUCACAAAGUACAAAGUUUCAAGCCCCUAGCUGAAAAAAAUUGUUCGCGAUAUAAACCCUCUCAACACUCAGAUUUUCAAGUCCACUAUUUAAAAAAAAUGUUCGCUCCCACUGCAAACUUUAUUAAUACAAACUUUUCAAACACGGUGCAAUCAGUUUUCGUCUAUUUUAAUAUAAUGCCCUUUUACCAAGUUUCAUGUUCCUAGCUAAAACGAAAACUUGUACUACAUAUAAACUUAUAUACAUCCCCUUUUUAACACCCUUAAGGGUAGAAUUAUUAAGAACGUUGAAAUAACCUUUUUUGUAAUAUUAUACAAUGCCUUUCUGAGAAAUUUCAAUAAGCAUUUGUAAUGAAUUCAAACUUUCAACCCCUUUUUAACUCUUUUAAGGGAUGAAUAUUUAAAAACGCUUAAAUUACUUUUCUUGUAUUCUAAUAAUAUGCCUUCAUACAAAGACUUCUUAGUCCUGUACUCAAAAAAAGGUUUGAUCUCCAUACAAACUAUCAAAUAGGGCUUACAAGUUACAAGGGAAGCUUACAAGUUUCCACACAUUUUUUUUUUUCGUGGUUGGGUAGAUAAUGUGUUUGUGUUCCAAAAAUUGGUAAUUUCUAGAAAAAGGCUUCGUUUUUGGGACAUGGUGUUGUAUAACUUUUUAAUGUGGAAUUUAACAAGCUUUCGUUUCGCUAUACACAGUAUUCACAUUAAACCCAGAUAUUCCGAGAAAAAAAGAAAAACCAAAAAAGACUUAUACUUUUCAAGAUGGCGUUUGAUCCCCGUGGACCCGAAGCUCCAAUUUUAUGACACGCAAACAGGGAUCCCUGAAAUUGUAGGUGUCAAAUUUCAUUACUGUCACUAUUAUUUAAACCCCAUUUAAGACCUAAAAUCUGUUUUUGUAGUCACAUUUUUAAGUUUUACACAUUUUUCCUCCACUUAUUUUAGUAAAUUUGUAUUGCAUAGCACUCGUGUACUAAUUAUGGAUCUACUGAUGUCUAUUUGAUUGAAAUCCACUCAAUAGUUUAGGCGCUAGAAGUAAAAAUAUGAUUUACUAUUCGGCGGCUAUUCAAGGCGGCUGUAUUAAUUUUGUCUGAGUCGUAGCACGGUACGCUUAUCACCAUGCCUGUCACGUUCUAACAAGUAUGUGAGUGCGAAAGUGACGGACUUAGUGAUAGGGGAAACCAUGCUGCGCGGGCUCUAGAUUUAGCGACAGCGUCAGUGACAACGUCAUGCUCGCGGCCCGCCAGCGCCGCGCUCACAACCCGCCCGCACCGAUCUCUCUAGAUAAGCAAUUAUUACCUAAAAUAGUUUUUAAUCUAACUGCUCUUUGAAUCUGUCAAAUGCUCACACAUAAUAAAUUAUAACCUUCUGUACGUACUACGUGCUGCCCGCACAGCAUGGUUUCCCCUAUCACUAAGUCCGUCACUUUCGCACUCACAUACUUGUUAGAACGUGACAGGCAUGGUGAUAAGCGUACCGUGCUAUGACUCCACUCUCCAGGUUUGCAGUUUUUUAUAAGGAACAACGUACUUAAUUAUUAUUAUUUGUACUUAGUACCUACUUACUAAUGCCUUUACCCUAAAAACGGAAUUCUAAGAAAGGUAUUUGAUUGCUCAAGUCGCAAUGUUAGAAUUGCGGAAUUUACAAGGGAAAAAUUUCUCAAGUUAAUAAUUUCACAACUUUUACAUUGCGAAAUAAUAUAAGCAUUGCUAGAAACACAAUGUUAACUUUGUUAAAAUAGUGAUGUUGACUAGUCCUUUGCAAAAUUGACAAAAGAAUCGUUCAUUUCGCUGGCAACAUUCGUACGGUUAGGAUGCGUGACAAAUCGCUAACAACGGAACGUAUUUAUUUAGUGAUUAUUAUUGUCUUUUCAAACAACGAACCGUUCACGUUGUUAAAAAUAUAAGGAAAUAGUUUCUUUAAAGUUAAGACAGUUAUAGGUAAAUAGUAAAUAUAAAGGAUGGACGACUUAAGUGUGUUUCUGUUCAACUGUGAUUUGAUACACCUUUUUGGAUCGCUAAACGAUCAGGGCGCGGAUCUCGAUUUUUUAUUGAACGCAAACGACCAUGAGUUGUCGUUAUUGGUCCCGGCAGCAGUUCAAAAAGGGAAACUGCGUAUGGCGUUAGACCGUGAGAGAGAACGCAGAGGAGUUACAAAAGAUCCGAGGGAUGUAGAUGUACAGCAAGUUAUAGCUCCAAUUAAAAAGCAAGACUCCUUUGUGAUUCCAUCAAGUAGCCAAAAAUCUAGUACAUCCUCUGUUGUUACAACAUCAACUGAAUUAUUGGAAUGGGACAUCAAUUGUGACGAUUUACAGUUUAUAGAUGCAAGCAAACUCAUAGGGGCUAUAACUGGCGGAAAUCUUAAACAAAUUUUAGAGACAUCCAGUAUUGGGAAACCUCUAAUCAAUAAAAAGGUAUUAUCGUCUAGUGACCGAAAGAUACUGACGGCCCUUAUUGUUGAGGCUGAGGUGCGGAAAUUGAAAGAAAACACUGACCCAAUACGAAAAGAAACCUGGGAUACGUGGACAUCAGAAAUUAUAAAGCUUUUCCCAGGUGAAACAAAGGGGGUAUAUUAUAAUCCUUUUCGUCUUGUUGAUGGAAAAGCUAUCCAGGCCAGUGGCCUGAUAGUGAACCGAUUAAUAACAGUACGCAGAAAAUUAAAUGCAGAAAUCCGCAGCCGCAGCAGAAGUCGUAACAGCAGUAAUAGCGACAAGAGCAGCGACAGCAGCGGAGACCAAAACAAGAGAAAAAAAUCUGCUGUCAAAUCUUCUAAUGCACGGGUUAGACCUUUUCCUGACACCUUUCAAACAAUAAGUACCAAUCAAGACUCUGAAAAAGAUACCGUGCAGUGGUUGAAGCACUCUUCUUCACCGAGAGAAUUGGUAGAAACAAAAUGGAACAGUUGUCUACAUGAACGCAUGGCUGCACUGCAAGAAGGCGACCAUGUUAGUUAUUUGAGCAUCUUCCCAGCACUGCAAUGUCCUUGGGGCUAUGAAUUGCUGGCCAGUGACUUUGACAAAAUAUACCCUGAAAUAGAAGGAAAGUUCGAAGAAAAUUUCCCGGUAGUGAAAGGUCGCCUGCUAUCAUUACUAGAUGAGAAGGCUCAACAGCUAACACGACCUGACACUUCUAUUCAAACUGUUUUGGAUCUUGCAACUUCGGGGGAGGAACAAGCGAAUGUUGCGACUUUUCUGGCAGUUCCCCUGUUGCUGAAACAAAUGCACACUGUUCCCGUGAAAGGAGUCAGAAAACCCUGGAACCCGUCUAGAUUAGAAGUAAGCAACGCGUUUUUAAGCUUGGUGCCAUCUACAUCGGACCUUCAAAGCCACUUCAGUGAACGGAAGGCCACAUUGCAGGAAAAAAAAUUGCCUGUUCUUCCAUAUUUGGUUGCUGUUGGGGCUUGCUGGCAGGAUGUUACGCAGUAUGAUUUAAUAAUCUCUGAAGACAUCAGGUACACGUUUCCCAGCAUUUGUAAAGCUGUUUCAAAUACUUUUAAGAUUCUAUGGGCAUUAGACUUACCAUAUUCAAAAGAUUGUGCCCCAGUCUGGAUGUUUAUCCAAAGAAGUAUAUAUGUAAUGAAGAGCAAGUUUGACACUGAAGGCACUCCUAUGCUAGAUUUGCUUGCUUCUGUUUCUAACAGGCACGAUGGUGCUGUGUGCAAUAUGUAAAAG
Molecule: messenger RNA, 4395 nt
Organism: Cydia strobilella
Lineage: Eukaryota; Metazoa; Arthropoda; Insecta; Lepidoptera; Tortricidae
Exons: 6
Coding region: 2686-4392 (568 amino acids)
Source: RefSeq, a predicted model, not a curated record